GGCGGGGGAAGCCGGGAAGGAGAGGAGAGGAGAGAGUGAUCUGUGCUGCCAACCCCUCAGCCCAGAGAGUGGUGUAACAAUGAAUAGAAAGGGGUCUGUGUCUCAAGAAGCUGAGUUUACUUUUACACCACUGGUGGUUCUAGAGCUUGCCAAAGACACUCAUAAAGACACCAAGGAAUGGCUUAUUCAAAGAAUCACAGACAAAAAGAAUGUGGGCGGUGCUCAAUUGUAUAUCAAACCACUCGAAAUGGAUGAUGGUCUUAAAACCCACAACAUGUAUAUUAUUGGAGCAUCAUGGAGAAGGCUAUUGCUGGGAGCCGAAGCUGUAUGUUUAGUGAAGGAGUAUCAAGAUGGCUCAAUGAGAGCUUUUACUUACCUAAACAAAGAACAAUACAAAGAAUUUACAGAUGACAAUGAAGAUUUUCUGACAAUGGCAGAGUGUCAGUAUAUCAUCAAACGUGAAUUAGAAAAUCUUAGAGCAAUAGACGAAACAAUGAUCCCAGGAUAUGCACAAGCAAAGCUUUAUCCUGGAAAAUCGAUCUUCCGACGGUUGCAGACCAGUGGAAUUCUAAUCCAGUACUUCCCCUUGCACAAUAGAGGAGAACUGAAAAAGCUCACCUUAAACUGGUAUGGUCGGAUAAAACCUGCCUUUUUACCUAUUGAUAGCAUCCAGCACUACUUUGGAGAUUCAAUUGGAUUGUACUUUGCUUUUCUCGAGUACUUAACAGUUGCUUUAUUUCCCAUCGCCUUAAUUGGCAUGCCUUACUAUUUAUUUACCUGGGAAGAUUAUGACAAAUAUGUACUGUUUGCUUCUUUCAACCUCAUAUGGUCGACCAUCGUUCUUGAAUUUUGGAAGCGUGGCUGUGCCAAACUGUCAUAUAAAUGGGGAACGCUAGUAAAGAAGAGGAAAUUUGAAGAACCACGACCUGGCUUUCAUGGAAAGUUGGGAAUAAAUCCAGCGACUGGCAGAAAAGAGCCCACGUAUCCUACUUAUAAGAGACAGCUUCGUAUCUACUUUGUUUCCGUACCAUUUGUUUGCUUAUGUCUCUACUUUUCAUUGCAUGUUAUGAUGAUCUACUUUCGUAUGGAGAACUGGGCUCUGGCCUUUCAUCAAGAGGAACAAACGAGCAUCAGUGCUUUCAUGCUCUAUGGCCCCAGUAUAUUGUAUGCUGUUGUUAUUGAGAUUAUGAAUCGUAUCUACAGAUAUGUUGCAGAAUAUUUAACUUCAUGGGAAAACCACAGACUUGAGUCUUCUCAUCAGAAUCAUUUAGUCCUUAAAGUGUUGGUGUUCAACUUCACAAACUGUUUCUCAUCCCUCUUCUACAUUGCAUUUGUUCUUCAGGAUAUGAAACUUCUUCGACAGAGUCUAGCUACCUUACUCAUCGCAUCGCAAAUACUCAACCAGGUUGUUGAAUCUUUUCUUCCUUACUGCCUUCAAAAACGUCGCAACAGAAAGGUCAAACAGAAGUUUCAAGUUUCACGUGUAGAGAAAGAACUUCCAUUCGUUCAGCAAGUCAAGCUGGAAGGAGAAAUGGAUACGUAUUUGGGAACUUUUGAUGAUUACUUAGAGCUAUUUCUGCAGUUUGGCUAUGUUAGCCUUUUCUCCUGUGUUUAUCCACUGGCAGCUAUACUUGCCAUAUUGAACAACAUCACAGAGGUCUACUCUGACGGCUUGAAAAUGUGUCGCGUCUUCAAACGACCUUUUUCAGAACCUGCAUCUGACAUUGGAGUCUGGCAGCUGGCCUUUGAGACGAUGGGAGUGAUAGCAGUGAUCACCAAUUGUGGGUUGAUUGGGAUAUCACCCCAAGCAAGGAGCUUUUUCGAGAACAGCACAGAGCUUGUUCUGCUGGUCGUGGCUGUAGAACAUAUUCUUUUGGUUCUGAAGUUUAUCGUGGCCUUUAGCAUCCCUGAUAUACCCACUGACAUCAGAAAUAAACUGUUCAGGCUGGAAUUUGAAAGUCUGGAGGCCUUAAAACAACAGCAAAUGAAGCAAGCCGAGGAGUCACUGCCAGAAAAGAAGAAAGGUUUGGAGGAAAGGAAAAGAAAAAGCAGCAAAGAUUUUGUGAAGUAAUGCUUGUAAAAAGUGACAUUCGAACCUUUGAUGGAUGAAGCCAUACAACAAAUUUAAACCUACUGCAAAUGUAUUCAUAAUUAUUGGGCAUAAGUAUUCAUGCCAUUGCACGACAACCUUGUCACCACUGCACUAAAAUGUAACAUAACUUUGCAUUUUAAUUUAAUUCACUAAAAGUUUGCCUGAAGCUUUAUUGAAGUCUGAAUAUACAAUAUGGAGUGAUACAUUACUACAGUAUUCCUUCUCGAUGAUUAUAUGCAACAUUGUCAGUUUAUGUUGAAGUGUUGUUCACAUGUUGAGGUAGGUGAGUUAGCUCUUCAAGCAAGCAGGUAAAACAAAUUUCCUGUUGCUCUUAUGCAAGAGUUGAAUGAAUGAAAGAUGAAAAUUGAAUUUUUGGUUCUUGCCUUGAAUGAUGUAAAUUAUGUAAUUGAUGUGCAGAUACCUUAUCACAAUAAAAAUAUUGCUGUUCCUAACAUAAGAUUCUUGUGUACAAAACAAACUGGCUUCUGGGUUUUAGAGUUAGAGCAGGCGAAAUUCCACAAGUACUGCUGCUUUUUAAUUUCUGCAAGGGGAAAGCUGAAAAUCAAACAAAGCAUAAUUUGAUGGGAGCC
This is a messenger RNA of Callorhinchus milii (elephant shark), 2682 nucleotides long. RefSeq names its product anoctamin 10a (gene ano10a). Gene Ontology annotation, biological process: chloride transmembrane transport. The coding region runs from base 80 to 2071 and encodes 663 amino acids. Gene Ontology annotation, cellular component: plasma membrane. The record is from RefSeq and is a predicted model, not a curated record. Gene Ontology annotation, molecular function: chloride channel activity. NCBI's taxonomy places the organism in Eukaryota, Metazoa, Chordata, Chondrichthyes, Chimaeriformes, Callorhinchidae. The transcript is spliced from 13 exons.